AUGUGCAGCCGAGGGACUGCAUCAUCCAAAGAAGUGUGCUACUAUUGCAGAGCACUGAACGUUUCAAUUCCUGAUGCUGCACCAGAUGCUGCAGACGAGGAAGCGCCGAAUCCAGGGAUGCUGUUCACCGCCUUCGGCCGGAAUGCUCUGCACAGAUCGACGCUGACAAAUGUGGACGAAUUUGUUGCCGUCCAUGGGGCGACGCCUUUUACAACGAUUCCGUUCUUUAGUGUCUCCCGCAUAUUUCCGGACCCUAUGCACAUUAUUGACUUGACCAUAGUGCCAGAUCUAGCCAUUGCACUACUUCUCGAUUGGACAGACGACAAAAAGUUCGUUGAUGAGAGUAGCCGGCAACUACGCUUGCAAAGAUUGGGCGAGGACUAUCGCUCUUGGGUCGGCAACUCCAGCGACCGGGCCAACCAGAAGUUGUUUACAGUGGAUGUGCUCAAACCAGGAUCGAAUGCAUUUGCUGCAGUAUCACAGCACUUCAUCAGCGCAGCUGCUGCCAGGGGACUGCUUGUCUGGCUGUCAAAGGUCGCAGACCAUUUCGCCUCAGAGAACCCAAGCCGUGAGGAUUUGCCACGCGAGCGUUGA
Symbiodinium sp. CCMP2592 is the source of this 594-nucleotide messenger RNA. Lineage: Eukaryota; Dinophyceae; Suessiales; Symbiodiniaceae. The record is from the annotation of a GenBank genome assembly.